UUUUGUUUCUUCUCACCCAGGAAAGCCAACAAUAUGGAGGCACCUCCAGUCACCAUGAUGCCAGUAACAGGUGGCACUAUUAAUAUGAUGGAGUACUUAUUGCAAGGAAGUGUUUUGGAUCACAGUCUGGAGAGCCUCGUUCACCGACUUCGGGGUCUGUGUGACAACAUGGAACCUGAGACUUUUCUCGACCAUGAAAUGGUGUUCCUCUUAAAGGGGCAACAAGCUAGCCCUUUUGUUUUAAGGGCUCGAAGAUCAAUGGACAAGACUGGGGCACCCUGGCAUCUGCGCUACCUGGGACAACCUGAGAUGGGGGACAAGAACCGCCAUGCCCUAGUACGUAACUGUGUAGACAUUGCCACAUCAGAGAACCUGACUGAUUUCUUGAUGGAGAUGGGCUUCCGAAUGGACCAUGAGUUUGUUGCCAAGGGCCACUUGUUUCGAAAAGGUAUCAUGAAAAUCAUGGUAUACAAGAUUUUCCGAAUCCUGAUUCCAGGAAACACAGAUAGCACUGAGGCCCUGUCCCUCUCCUAUCUUGUGGAGUUAAGUGUUGUGGCACCAGCAGGACAGGACAUGGUCUCUGAUGACAUGAGAAAUUUUGCUGAACAACUAAAGCCUUUGGUUCACUUGGAGAAGAUAGACCCCAAAAGGCUAAUGUGACAGAAAGUGACUGCCUGACGUUGGGGUCUGUUCUUUUGCUUUAUAUCUAAAUAAAUACCCUUGAGCAACAAAAGUUGGACUUUUUCACUUUACGAAUAAGAUUUCCAGGAACUUACCUGAGCUCUGGACCUCAAAUCUCCUUUUGUGGAGAUAUCAGCAUGGUUUGCUUCUGUCUCUUUGUAAUGAAAAGUCCAGUUAAUUUGUGCCAUUCAGUUAACUCAUUUGUUGGGCUAUAUUGGCAAUGUCAUUUUUAAAUAUUAAA
Trichosurus vulpecula (common brushtail) is the source of this 922-nucleotide messenger RNA. It is a transcript of the gene MED18, whose product is annotated as mediator complex subunit 18. Bases 34 to 660 code for a protein of 208 amino acids. Gene Ontology annotation, biological process: regulation of transcription by RNA polymerase II; termination of RNA polymerase II transcription. Gene Ontology annotation, molecular function: transcription coregulator activity. The transcript is spliced from 2 exons. Lineage: Eukaryota; Metazoa; Chordata; Mammalia; Diprotodontia; Phalangeridae. The record is from RefSeq and is a predicted model, not a curated record. Gene Ontology annotation, cellular component: mediator complex; core mediator complex.